GGUGUGUGUGUGUGUGUGAGAGAGAGAGAGAGAGAGAGAGAGAGAGGGGCGGCGUUAGACAAUACCAUUCCUCAAAAAUAUUCCAUCCCCUCCGUCCCUGAAGUGAGCCUUUAUUAGUCGGGAUCGUUUGGAUUUUAUCUCGCAUAUGACACUUGGUGGAAGAAAGACUGGAGGAAAAAAAGAGAGCGGAUUAUCUUUGAACUACCUUCCGAUCCGCUCAGUCCUGACACGGGAGAUCCGCGCUUAUCUCGCCCCUUCAUCUCCAUCUUCCACAGGCGGAUGGACGAGAAGCCCUGGCUGCACUUCCUCCACUAUCUGCCCAUCUCCUCUAUUGUCUCUCCAUUGCUGGGAUCACACGGGGGGGCUGACUGAUCCCUGCUCACAUCAUUAUUAUCUUUUUUUUUUGGCAAUCGACUGAUCACUUAUCAUCUGUGUAAGACUUCGGGACCGUUGACCUGCACACACAUGUCCCAGCUUGCCGUUUGACCCCAGCCCGCGUGAUUCCCAUGUUGCAAGUUCGCGGGUGAAAAAGUAAAACUUGUUCAUAUAUUUAUUUAAUUUAAUUAUUUUUUUAAUUUCCGGUUAGACUGAAUGCCCGUCAUCUCUUGAACCUCUGCUGAUUGUUACUGUGGAAUAUGAGUUAAUCUGGAGUUGAAGGCUCCGCUCAAGAGCGUUUUUUAGUUGGUUGAACUGAAGAUCUUUCCUCCCAACUCUUUAUCAAGGUUUCUUAAGGAGGAGUGAGUGCCAACAUCGGAGAAUAAAGAUGAUGCUGAGCCCGGACCAGGCGGAGGCCGACCUCUCCUGGACUCAGUCCGACCCGGAGUCCAUUCUCAACGGCCUCAAGUCGGCCGGCUGCACCUCGGACGAGCCGGCGGAGGGCGAGGAGCGGGCCAAAUGUAAAGGCGACCAGCCGCUGAGCAGGGAGGAGAAGAGGCGGAGGCGGAGGGCCACGGCCAAGUACCGCUCGGCCCACGCCACCAGAGAGCGGAUCCGGGUGGAGGCGUUCAACGUGGCCUUCGCGGAGCUGAGGAAAUUACUCCCCACUUUGCCCCCGGACAAGAAACUCUCCAAGAUCGAGAUCCUCAGACUGGCUAUAUGCUACAUCUCCUAUCUCAAUCAUGUGCUGGAUGUUUAAAAGUCACGUCACCCCCUCACCCCCCACCCUCCAUGAGAGAGAAAUGGUUUGGUUUGGGGUUGACAGGACUCAAGUGCACGCUGGGCGUCAAUCGGGUAUGGCAAGGUUGGCAGAUAGGGUCGGCUGUACCCGGCAUGCAGCUGGGAUUAUGUGAAGACGUUACUUUCACAUUUGUCAACUUCCUGGUGAAAAUGAGUCAGGGAUUUUAUUCUAGAUUUUUAUGUGACAAGUUAGGCCUUCAAAAUAAAAAAAAAUAAAAACCUGAACGGACAUUUUAACGGAAACAGGUUAUAAACACAUGUUUCAUCCCAGGUUUUAACUGCUGAUAGAAUAUAAAAUGACAAUAUCUGCUAACGGAUAUCGGUCUAACACCUGUGUCCCAUCUUACUUUGACUUCAGGGACUUCAAUUUACUCGCUGAGCUUUCAAUUAGCCUGCAACAAACUAAAAAAAACAGCUGACUUAAAAAACUAAACAAAAAAACAGCUGGCUGUGCCAAUUCAACAUUUAGAGCCAACAGGUACGAAACACCUUGUCCUACCAAAUGAAAGCCCCCUGUCCCCGGGUGCUGGGACUCUGCCAUACCUGCCCUUUGCCUGAGUUGACCCCCAGUGUGAGUCCAGUGGGGAUUUUGUUGGCGGCGGUGUAAAGUUGUUGAAAGCCUCUACUGUCAGUCCAGACCGCUCACUGAACGAAAGCAACAAGCGCCGAGUCGUUUGAGCUGUUAGAUGCAAUAAUGCGAAUAAUGAUUAUUAUCCGACAUACAGUGGGGGAGGAUGGGCCGCACGAGCCCCGCAGGCAUUCAUGUUGCCCUCCCAGAGGGGAUGUGGGGGGGGGGGGGGGGGGGGGGGGGGGGGGGGGGAAUUUGGGUUUCAGAGAAACUUUAAUUUCUACAUGAAAUCCCCCCACUACAUGAUAUUAAUGUCAUGAAUAUAGUCCAGUCCUCCCCUCACUGUAUUCAUUUGAGGUCUAAUAAAACAAACACUGGGGCAUUUUCGCAUCGAAAUGAAAGGAUGUAAACGAGAUAGCUGCUUUAGAUCUAGUUUAGGUGAUGUUUUCCGUAAAGGAAGAAAAAAAAAGAAGAAAAGUGCCACUUAUGACAUAUAAAAUUGUGACCUUAAUCAUUUUUUUUAAAAGUGUAUGGAAUUAUUUAUUUAAUUGUAUUAAUAUUUACGGCUAAUUUAUUUAUGUUGAUAUUAUAGGCAGGCGUCUUUUUGUAUAAAUGUAUAUUGUUUCGUUGCUUCUAUAUUUUAGGCUGUGAAAUUGAAAAUGGAAAGUGAUGGUGUUCUACUCUUAAAAAAUGGCACUUUCUGUUAAUCCAUAACUUAUUCGUUUGAUGUAGCCUAUAUUUGAUGUAUGUCAUUAUCUUUGGUUUUUUCACUGUCACUAUUGCCUAUCAAUAGCAACGAUAAGCACUUCCAGAUGGGGUUCAAUGGCCCCGUGCAUCUUUAUUUCCCUAAACUGUUGUGUUGCUCGAGGAACAAGAAUUGGGCUUUCUAAAAAAAUAAAUUCAUUAAAUUAAAACAUGACAGAAUAAUGGAAUCAUAUGAUUAUGUCAAACAGUUUCUACCACCAAGGGGUUAUCAUGCGAUUAAGAAGCGAACCUCUUUUUUGCUGUUACCAAAAAUGAAUAUUAAUAAUUUCGAAAAUAGACUCAAUUUAUUCUCUUCAAUGUUUUGAUGUUAUGUUUUGGAUUUAUUUAUUUGUGUCUGCUUUGUAUUACUAUAUUCAAUAAGUAAUUUUAUAGUGAAGAAAAAAAACAAAACUAUCCUCUAUCCAAAGAUUUUUUGUCUCUUCAGGGUUGUGUAGGCUACUUGUUGCUUUAUGCAGAUCUUUUGUAGUAGAGGUGUCGUGUGACAGCUGGUUUCUAAUGGACAAACUUUUCAUAUUUUCCGGUGUUAUUUUUAAUUAAAACGGAAAUACUUGAAA
Molecule: messenger RNA, 3063 nt
Organism: Etheostoma cragini (Arkansas darter)
Lineage: Eukaryota; Metazoa; Chordata; Actinopteri; Perciformes; Percidae
Product: helix-loop-helix protein 2-like
Exons: 2
Coding region: 764-1135 (123 amino acids)
Biological process (GO): regulation of transcription by RNA polymerase II
Molecular function (GO): DNA-binding transcription factor activity, RNA polymerase II-specific; protein dimerization activity; RNA polymerase II cis-regulatory region sequence-specific DNA binding
Source: RefSeq, a predicted model, not a curated record